Molecule: messenger RNA, 835 nt
Organism: Bursaphelenchus okinawaensis
Lineage: Eukaryota; Metazoa; Nematoda; Chromadorea; Rhabditida; Aphelenchoididae
Source: the annotation of a GenBank genome assembly
AUGGGUCUUCCAAUGGUUCAAGUAUGUUUAAUCUAUGUGAUUAUAAGGUGUUUUAUUAGGUAUUCAUGAUAAUGGCGCGGCAGAUGUCCAAACCAGUAGCCGACGCUGUAAUGAGGUAUGGUAAAAACCACUUUUUCUUCCGUGACAAGGUACUGGUACCAGUGGGACGAGGUGAGUAAACUUUUUUGUUAUGUUAUAUGUUUAGAUUUUAAAAAUUUACAUAUUUUCUGUUAAGGAUUGGUAAACUUAACUACAAGGCUAAGAAUGAGGUCGCUUGGCCUUGGGAAGCCGGAUUCGUUAGCUCCAGUAUCAGAGACAGCUGCUCUGGAACAGGCGUCUGAAUUGGUACAACAAAUAGUCAUAUUUGGAUACUCAGUAGGAGUGUUCGCCGCUUACCAUUUCUACAGCAAGGCCAACGAAAAGGAGGUUGUAGCAGCUGAAGACUACAGGUAUAUGUUAGCACAAAUGGAAGAGCGGUUUUGUAGGCUGGAAAGGCGGCUAGACAAUAUUCAGCUAGAGUUGGAGACACAGAAAGCUGUAAGUAAAUAAAUUAUCUUUAAAUUUCUUAUUGUUAUGCUUUUUAAAAGUAAAUUUUUUAUAAUGUAAAGUUCAUUUUUAGGGAGUAGUUGGUGUUGUAAAGAAGAGUUUGUUCUCCCGUGCCCCUUCAGUGCCCGAACCUAGUCCUCCACCACCCAAAGACGUUGUAAUACACUCGUCGAUGCCCUUCGAUGAAGCUCUUAAAAAGGUAAUGCCUUUACAACGAAUUGCUCAACAAGAUAUUCAGAAGUCGUCAGGGAAGAAGGUGGUGCAAGUGCCGGAAGACCAAAGUGAUUAG